Penaeus vannamei (Pacific white shrimp) is the source of this 1095-nucleotide messenger RNA. NCBI's taxonomy places the organism in Eukaryota, Metazoa, Arthropoda, Malacostraca, Decapoda, Penaeidae. The record is from RefSeq and is a predicted model, not a curated record.
UUAAUAUCUGGCUUGAUUAAUGUUGCAGAGUAUUGGGACGUAGCUUAGGAGGAGGUGAUAUGAUUGCAGAUUUGGCAGUGUCGGGAUUGUCACGAGUGCCCGUGUUGCUAGGCGUGGCUCUCAUCUCCUUGGCUUAUUCUACUUGCGGGACUUUGGCACUAUGUCUGGCCGGCUUUUUUUAUUUCAUCAAGGUGUUUAAGCUGUACGAAGACUUCAUCGAGAAGAUUGUCGUGGGGCUGAUCCCAGGCACGACUGAGAACAGGUCAAAGACAGACAAGGCCCUCUCACAGCUGAACUUCCACAUGACUCUCAUGAUGAUCAUCUUCCUUGUGAGUGCUCUCAAUGCUCCUGCUUUCAUUGUGUGGGGCAAACUGCUCAGUCAUAACUUGCAAUUGGUGCAAGAUCCAAGCCUAUAUGUGGCAGUGACGGUCUUGAUAGGGCUCUGCUUCCUCUGGCAAAAGAAAGUCCCUCAAUGUGAUAAGAGAUUCUACAAACAGCUGGGUUACUUGGUCCACUCCUUAGCUGUGUUGACCCUCCUGUAUGGCAGUGUGAAUUUGUACCGCGUGUCCUACAUCCUAUCGGCAGCUAUAAUCCUUGUUGUGAUACACCAGCUUGUGGCUCCAAGGAAACCGCCCCAGAGGGAGAGCCAGGAGGAUGAAAGCCCUAGUGAAAGAAGCCGUCCUUUCAUGGCACAGGUUGACGAGUCAGAAUCCGACGGCACCAAUUCUGGCAGCAUUACCUCAGAUAAUGACUCUGGGCCAAGCCAGAGGAUUAUUUAAGGAGAAGAAGAAGAGAAGAAGAAAAAGACAGGGGAGUGAAGGAAUAAGUAGAUGAUCCGGUAAUCAAACUAUUCUUGUCUUGUGGUCUUGCCCAUUGAUAGACACUUCUGGAGGCAAGGAGGGGCAGUCAGUAACUUAAAACACUGGGUAAAUUUUUAUUGAUAAGUCAGAUGACAAAGUUACUUUGUACAUGAAUCUGGAGGCACAUGUAAAUUGAUCAUAUACACAUGUGUUCCAAGAUUACUUUCCUCUUCACUGGCUCCCAUAACCCACUAACGACGGGUGUCCCACAUAUUAGACACCCGAAAAAAUAAAC